UCCGGGUGGGUGUUGAUUUGUCAAGAAUAAAGCGAACAACAAAAUUGUAACGUUGCAACUUUAAUUGUGAAUAAACAAAUUUAUACAUUAUUGCGUUUGCGGCAAAAUUGCAGUCAUGCAGGGAAUUGAGAAAUUACCGAUAGAAGAAACUCUGGAAGACAGUCCGCAGACGCGCUCACUGCUCGGUGUGUUCGAGGAGGAUGCAGUGGCAGUUUCCAGUUAUUUCAGUCAGCUCUUCACAGCUAUGCAGAGAAUCUAUGACACUCAGAACGAAUUGAGCGCAGCCACUCAUUUGACAUCUAAGCUACUGAAGGACUAUGAGAAACAGCAUUUUCCACUUUGGAGCGACGAUGAGGUCAUGAGUUCAACUCUGCAGCAGUUUGCCAAAGUCAUUGACGAGCUCAGCUCCUGUCACGCAGUUCUCUCCACUCAGCUCGCAGACGCCAUGAUGUUUCCCAUAACACAGUUUAAAGAGAGAGACUUGAAAGAAAUUCUCACCCUGAAGGAAGUGUUUCAAAUUGCAAGUGAUGAUCAUGACGUGGCCAUCAACAGAUAUAGUCGUCUGUCUAAACGGAAAGAAAAUGAGAAGGUAAAGACUGAAGUUAUGGAAGAUGUUUACACCUCUAGGAAAAAGCAACACCAGAUCAUGAUGCACUACUUCACUGCCCUGAACACACUCCAGUAUAAGAAGAAGACUGCACUGUUGGAGCCGUUAUUGGGGUACAUGCAGGCACAGAUCAGUUUUUUCAAACUGGGAUCAGAGAAUUUGACACAGCAAUGGGACGAUUUUCUCACUAACAUUGGAACCAGUGUUCAGAAUGUUCGCAGGGAAAUGGACAGUGAAUUGGAAACCAUGCAGCAAACGAUUCAAGACUUGGAGCAAGUCAGUGACCCACAAUACAUGCCCGACCCUGACCUGAACAAAAUCCCUGUCAACCGAAACCUGACCCGCAGGGCCGGCUACCUCAACAUUCGCAAUAAAACAGGUCUGGUGUCAUCUACCUGGGAUCGUCAGUACUUCUUCACACAGGGUGGAAAUCUCAUGAGCCAAUCACGUGGAGAUGUGGCCGGGGGUCUCGUUAUGGACAUCGAUAACUGCUCCGUCAUGGCGGUGGACUGCGAAGAUCGACGAUUCUGCUUUCAAAUCACAUCGUUUGAUGGCAAAAAGGUGGCUAUAUUACAAGCGGAGAGCAGGAAAGACUGUGAUGAGUGGAUUGCAACAAUAAACAACAUCUCCAAGAGGAUUUACCUCAGUGAGAACCCAGAAGAAAUCGCAGCCAGAGUGAAUCAGUCGGUUCUUGAAGCUGUGACGCCUUCACCCUCCUUUCAACAGCGACACGAGAGUUUCAGACCGAAUACGCAAGGUCAAACCAAAACGUCGCGAUCAGGCAGUCAUUGUUCCGCGGGGUCAGAGUCUCCGGCACUGUCUUCUCUCUCUGUGGAUUCGCUGGUGGCUCUGGACACACCCAUCCAGUUUGACAUCAUCUUACCCAUCAGCGAGGAACACACGAGUCAGACGAAGAGUGCCAGUCAGGGAAGAAGAACUAACCCAAUUGGGGAGUCUGGAGGGUCACAACCUGAAGAGAGUGAAGACUCAAUCCUGCGUCAGCUCUUCAUCGUGCGGUUCUUGGGCUCGAUGGAGGUGAAGACCACAGAGAACGCUGACGUCAUCUACGAGACCAUGAGACAGAUCCUGGCAGCUCGAGCCAUCCACAACAUCUUCAGAAUGACUGAGUCUCAUCUGCUCGUCACCUGUGAAUGCCUCAAGCUUAUUGAUCCACAGACACAGGUCACAAGACUACGGUUUGCUCUCUCCAGCGUUGUGCUGUGUGCAUCUCAUCAAGAGAACAAACGUUUGUUUGGUUUCGUGCUGCAGACAGCAGGACGUCGAGUCGAUGGUCACCCUGUUACCGUCUGCUAUGUCUUUGAGUCAAACAAUGAUGGAGAGAAGAUCUGUGACAGCGUUGGGUUGGCAAAGCAGAUCGCCCUUCACUCUGAGACUGACCGCAAAGCCACACAGAAACAGAGAGAGAUGGACAAAGCUAAGGAGAAACAACAGGAGGAACUGAAUAAACAGAAACUAAUCGAAAAGGAUCUUGAGGAACAAAGCCGUUUAAUAGCGGCUUCGAGCCGGCCAAACGCACCCGCUGCUGAUGGACAGUUCUUAGUCCUUAGCAACAGCCAAUUAGAGGACAGCGAUGCAGGAGAGGAGGGGCAGAAAAAGGGCGAAUCUGAUGCCUGACCGUACGGUGAUAACAAAAGUCCUACACUUUAGUUCUUCAAGGGUUCUCCACUGUUGCCUGCAGGAUCAAAGAAAUCAACCUGGAAAUAAAUGAAUUAAAAAAAUUAAUUGACACAUAUGUGGACAUUUCGGGAAAGCCUCCCAAACGUUGUGUUAUUUGUAAGAAUCAUGUAUUUUCUACAAUAUCUGUUGCUGAAUUUGCUUUUAAAGGGUUUUUAUGUAUGUAUGUAUGUGUGUGAAUGAAUCUACUACUAUGACAUACUAAAACCCACAGAGACAUAAAGUGACAUUUGUUGCCUUAUUUUGACAAAAUUGCACGUGUGAAUAACAGAUUUGUAAAAGACAUUAUUAAUACAGUAUGUAAGGCUUUGUUAUCUGUUCUCGCUGUAUUUUAAGACCGCAUGUGUUUUUGUUCAUUUUACUUUAACAGUGAAUUCUAUUAGGGUGAGUCUCACAAAACCUGUCAAGAACAGAUCUAUGUCAAAUUUAAUCCUGAAAUCAAAAGAAACUAAUAAGAAAUUAUAGCCUAUUUUACAUAAAGAAAAUGAAAAGAAAAAAAAAGUAUGUCAGUUAAGCACACCCCCCCCCCCCAUAUUCUCAUUACUGUAGUGCAUUUAGAUGUUUUACUUCUAAUUUUGUUCUUUAUUCUCAUUAUUAUCCAAUUUGAUAAUCAGUGAUGAUUCUCAUUACUGUAAUACAGUAAAUUGUCAAAAGAAAUCAGGCAGUACAGCAAACACCACCAUGAUGUCUUAAUAUUUUACCAAUAAAAUUAGAUAACAUACAUUUUUUCAUAAUUGUACGCAAUCGGGAAUAGUUGGGAAUUAGAUUUGCAGUUCCAAAAUCGCCUUCUUUAUGCACAUUCCUUUCCUUUUUUUCUGUUUUGGGAAACUCUUUACAGGUUUUUUGAGAUUUCAUGCAGGGGUUCAAAAUGAUUGGAUAAGGUUCAGUUUUGUUGUUGCAGUUACGGUUAUAUGGUUCAGUUUUGUUCUUUCAGUAACACGUCGCAAAUUAUGUUUCAUAAUGUUCUACAUCUACAAUCAUGUAUCUGUUUGUAAAUGGAACUUCACUCUACAGACUUAGUCACUGUGUUUUUAUUUUCUUAAUUAUUCCCUCUGAAUUUAAAACACUAAGACAAAUUAUUGGUUUCUUGCCUGACAUCAUGUGAUCAUGUGAUUUCUUCUUUUUUUUUUUUUUUUUUUUUUUUUUUUGUAUUUUCUUUACAUAACCCAUAUAUAUUGACAACUGCAUUUCCCUAGUAAGUGUUCACAUCUGCACAUAUUUGGCCAAUAUGUUGAAAUAUAUAAUAUAAGCUUCGACCGAAGUAAAAUAUUUAGCUGGAGAAAAAAAAACUGGUGAUGGAAUAUCAAAAUAAAAUUUCCAUUGGGUUGAGGACUUCUGUAGAUUUUGCAUUUGAAAAUGACUACAAAGUUACAGAAUGAAAUAUCUGCUCAUUGAUUGCUUUGGUUUAUUUGAAAUAAAACUGAUGAAGUAGUUAUACUAUUCCCUUUUAUUGUUUAUUUGAACACAAUCUUUACAGCUCAAAUUCUGUUGCAUUUACAAGCCUUUAAAGAUAUGUCUGUGUUGUGUGUAAAUGACUUGUUCAUAAUUUAUGGGGUUAAAUGAAGAUUAAGGUAUUAAAAAUAUGUUUUAAAUGAA
This is a messenger RNA of Myxocyprinus asiaticus (Chinese sucker), 3898 nucleotides long. RefSeq names its product DCC-interacting protein 13-alpha-like. Gene Ontology annotation, molecular function: protein binding. Lineage: Eukaryota; Metazoa; Chordata; Actinopteri; Cypriniformes; Catostomidae. Gene Ontology annotation, biological process: signaling. The transcript is spliced from 22 exons. The record is from RefSeq and is a predicted model, not a curated record. Bases 116 to 2242 code for a protein of 708 amino acids. Gene Ontology annotation, cellular component: endosome membrane; cytoplasm.